This is a messenger RNA of Pungitius pungitius (ninespine stickleback), 6400 nucleotides long. RefSeq names its product dihydropyridine-sensitive L-type skeletal muscle calcium channel subunit alpha-1-like. The coding region runs from base 160 to 5682 and encodes 1840 amino acids. The transcript has 45 exons. Gene Ontology annotation, molecular function: high voltage-gated calcium channel activity; calcium ion binding. Gene Ontology annotation, cellular component: membrane; voltage-gated calcium channel complex. Lineage: Eukaryota; Metazoa; Chordata; Actinopteri; Perciformes; Gasterosteidae. The record is from RefSeq and is a predicted model, not a curated record. Gene Ontology annotation, biological process: calcium ion import across plasma membrane.
CAGGCGGCGGAGGAGCGCACCCAGGAUCGGCAGGUGUGGAACUCGGGGGGGCCUUUUUCGACGGUGGGAGAUAUAACGGCCCUCGGUUUUGGGAUUAUUCAGUACAAAGACAAACCUCUACGGGACUGGGAGCUUUCCCCCCCGGGUUGAAGCGCCAAGAUGGCAGCCAACGCCGAUGACAAGCUGGUCAUCAUGAAUGAAGAGGAGUUGAAGAGGAAGCAGAAGGAAAAGCUGAAGAAGUUGCAGGCCACAGGGGGCAACCCUCGGCCCGCCAGAACCCUCUUCCUCUUCAACCUCAAGAAUCCCUUCCGCAAGGCCUGCACCAGCAUUGUGGAGUGGAAAACCUUUGAGAUCAUCAUCUUAUUGACCAUCUUUGCAAACUGCAUUGCUUUGGCCGUGUUCCUGCCAAUGCCUGAAGAAGACAGCAAUAACACCAACAUUAACCUGGAGAGUUUGGAGUACAUCUUCCUGAUCAUAUUCACGCUAGAGUGCUUUCUGAAGAUAGUGGCGUAUGGACUCGUCUUCCACGAAGGGGCCUAUUUACGUAACUGUUGGAACAUAUUGGACUUUGUCAUCGUCUUCAUGGGUCUCUUCACCUUUGCCUUGGAUACCAUCAAUAAGAUAGCAGGCGUGCCAAUGGAGAAGGGCGGGGGGUUCGACAUGAAGGCCUUGAGAGCCUUCAGGGUGCUGCGGCCCUUGCGCCUCGUCUCUGGAGUCCCCAGCCUGCAGGUGGUGAUGAACUCCAUCCUUAAAGCCAUGCUGCCUCUGCUGCACAUUGCCCUUCUGGUCUUUUUACUGGUCACCAUCUAUGCCAUCAUGGGAUUGGAGCUAUUCAAAUGCAAAAUGCAUAAAACCUGCUAUUACACUGGCACAAGCAUGUACUCCCUUGCAGAAGGCGAGGCGCCUGCGCCCUGUGCUCAGGCUGGUAACGGGCGCCGCUGCCUGAUCAACGGCUCCGAGUGUCGGCCCGGCUGGGAGGGGCCCAACAAUGGCAUCACACACUUCGAUAACAUCGGCUUUGCCAUGCUUACAGUCUACCAAUGUAUCACCAUGGAGGGGUGGACCAAAGUCCUGUACUGGGUUAACGACGCCAUGGGAAACGAAUGGCCCUGGGUCUACUUUGUCCCCCUCAUUCUGCUAGGUUCCUUCUUCGUGCUGAAUUUGGUGCUCGGCGUGCUCAGCGGCGAAUUCACCAAAGAGCGAGAGAAGGCCAGGUCACGCGGCGAGUUCCAGAAGUUGCGAGAGCGCCAGCAACUGGACGAGGACGUGCAUGGCUACAUGGAGUGGAUCACUCACGCCGAGGUCCUGGAUGCCGACCGAGAGGGCAAAGGACUCCUGCCUUUGACCAGCGACUCUGAUACGGACAGCCUGUAUGACCUGGAAGGCAAAGGCCGCAUUGUCUAUUACUAUCGCCUGGCUCGUCGCUGGAACCGUUUCUUCAGGAUGAAGUGUCUGCUGUAUGUGAAAACCAAGAGCUUUUACUGGCUAGUGAUGUUCCUCGUCUUCCUCAACACCCUGACCAUAGCAACCGAGUACCACCACCAGCCCGACUGGCUCACGUCCCUACAAGAUGGAGCCAGCCGCAUGCUGCUGGUGCUGUUUGUCGUUGAGAUGUUUGUGAAGAUGUAUGCUCUGGGUCCAAGAGCAUAUUUCAUGUCGCUAUUUAACCGCUUUGACUGCUUUGUGGUGCUGUGCGGUAUCCUGGAGAUGAUCAUGUUCUCCCUCGGGAUCUUGGCUCCGUUGGGUUUCUCUGUACUCAGGUGUAUCCGACUGCUGAGGAUCCUUAAAGUCACAAAGCACUGGACUGCUUUGAGUAACCUUGUGGCUUCACUCCUCAACUCUGUGCGCUCCAUCGCCUCCCUGCUCCUUCUCCUGUUCCUUUUCAUCGUCAUUUUCUCGCUCUUGGGAAUGCAGGUGUUUGGGGGGAAAUUCAACUUUACCGACCACAGGCCCAGCCGCAGUAACUUUGACAACUUCCCUCAGGCCCUCAUCAGUGUAUUUCAGAUCCUAACAGGAGAGGACUGGACCACCAUAAUGAACAAUGGCAUUAUGGCCUAUGGAGGGCCUGAGUUUCCAGGCAUCCUGGUCGCCAUCUACUUCAUCAUCCUCUUUGUCUGUGGAAACUAUAUCCUCCUGAAUGUCUUCUUGGCCAUCGCCGUCGACAACCUGGCAGAGGCUGAGAGUCUAACUUCGGCCCAGAAGGACAAGGCUGAAGAGAAGAUGAGAAGAAAGUUACUGCGUUCCAAAAUGCCUGAGAAGACUGAUGAAGACAGGGAGAGGAUAGCUAAGAAACUGGCAGAGCAGAGAUCCAAGACGGAGGGCAUGCCCACAACAGCCAAGCUCAAAAUUGACGAGUUCGAAUCCAAUGUGAACGAAGUGAAAGAUCCUUUCCCACCUGACGAUUUCCCAGGUGAUGACGAGGAGGUAGAGCCUGAUAUCCCCAUCAGUCCUCGGCCCCGACCGAUGGCCGACCUGCAGCUGAAGGAAGAAGCUGUUCCGUUGCCUGAAGCCAGCUCCUUUUACAUUUUCGGGCCUCAGAACAAGAUCCGUAAGCUGUGCUACAAGAUCAUAAACGCCUCGUCCUUCACCAACUUAAUCCUUUUGUUCAUCCUGCUGUCCUCCAUAUCCCUGGCAGCCGAGGACCCCAUCGAUCCCAAGUCGUACCGAAACAAGAUACUGGCUUAUGCUGACAUUGUCUUCACAACUGUCUUUACCAUUGAGAUCGUGCUGAAGAUGACGGUGUAUGGAGCAUUCAUGCACGAGGGCUCCUUCUGCCGCAACUCCUUCAACAUCCUGGAUCUGAUCGUGGUCGGAGUCUCCCUGCUCUCAAUGGGGAUGGAAUCCAGUGCCAUCUCGGUUGUGAAGAUCCUCAGGGUGCUGAGGGUGCUGAGGCCUCUCAGAGCGAUCAAUAGAGCCAAAGGCUUGAAGCAUGUGGUCCAAUGUGUGUUUGUGGCCAUCAAAACCAUCGGCAACAUCGUCCUGGUCACCAUGCUGCUAAAUUUCAUGUUCGCCUGUAUCGGAGUGCAGCUCUUCAAGGGUAAAUUCUACAGCUGCACAGACCCAGUGAAAAUGACAGGGGAGGAAUGCCAGGGAGACUUCGUGAAGCACACUGAGAAUUCCCUACAAGACAUAGUGGUGGCUCAGAGAGAAUGGCUCAACAAUGACUUCAACUUCGACAAUGUGCUCAACGGCAUGCUGGCGCUCUUCACUGUUUCCACAUUUGAGGGCUGGCCAAAAUUGUUAUACAGAGCCAUGGAUUCAGAUGUUGAAGACAUGGGUCCUGUCUUCAACAAUCGCGUGGAUGUGUCCAUCUUCUUCAUCAUCUACAUCAUCCUCAUCGCCUUCUUUAUGAUGAACAUCUUUGUGGGCUUCGUCAUUGUCACUUUCCAGGAGCAGGGCGAGCAGGAGUACAAGGACUGUGAGCUGGACAAGAACCAGCGCCAAUGUGUGCAGUACGCCCUGAAGGCUCGGCCUCUGAGGUGCUACAUCCCCAAAAACCCAAACCAGUACAGAGUCUGGUACAUUGUCACCUCCUGCUACUUCGAAUACCUCAUGUUCUUCCUAAUUAUGCUCAACACCUUGUGUCUGGGGAUGCAGCACUGUAACCAGUCCGACCAUGUGACCCAGCUGUCAGACACUCUGAACUUGAUCUUCACCGUGCUCUUCACUGUGGAGAUGAUUCUCAAGCUCAUGGCCUUCAAAGCGAGGGGCUACUUUGGAGACCCCUGGAACGUCUUUGACUUCAUCAUCGUCAUCGGUAGCGUCGUUGAUGUCAUUCUCAGCGAAGUCGACAGUGCCCUGGCUGCCAGUGGUGGACUGUACUGUCUCCAUGGCUGCGCUGAAACAAAUCCUUUGCAAGCAAUCGCGGCGUCUGAAAACGCCUCAGUGUCCAUCACGUUCUUCCGACUCUUCCGUGUGAUGCGUCUGGUCAAGCUGCUGAACCGUUCAGAGGGCAUCCGGAACCUGCUGUGGACGUUCAUUAAAUCCUUCCAGGCUCUUCCUCAUGUGGCUUUGCUCAUCAUCAUGCUCUUCUUUAUCUACGCUGUCAUCGGGAUGCAGAUCUUUGGAAAGGUGGCCUUAGUGGAUGGCACCCAAAUCAACCGCAACAACAACUUCCAGACAUUCCCUCAGGCCGUUCUGAUGUUAUUCCGGUGUGCUACUGGAGAGGCUUGGCAGGAGGUCAUGAUGGCUUCAAUGUACGGGAAGAAAUGUGACCCCAAGUCUGACUUUCUGCCGGGUGAGGAGUACACCUGCGGGUCCAACUUUGCCGUCUUCUACUUCCUCAGCUUCUACUGUCUCUGUGCCUUCCUGAUCCUCAACCUGUUUGUAGCUGUCAUCAUGGACAACUUUGACUACCUGACCCGAGAUUGGUCACUUCUCGGUCCACACCAUCUGGAUGAGUUUAAGAAGAUCUGGGCUGAAUAUGACCCUGAAGCCACGGGGAGAAUCAAGCAUCUGGACGUGGUGACGCUGCUGCGACGCAUCCAACCUCCACUCGGCUUUGGCAAGUUCUGUCCUCAUCGGGCCGCGUGUAAGCGCUUGAUUGGCAUGAACAUGCCCCUCAACAGCGACGGCACCGUCACCUUUAACGCCACCCUGUUUGCGCUCGUCAGGACGGCACUCAAGAUCAAAACAGAAGGUAACUUUGAGCAGGCCAACGAGGAGCUGAGAGCCAUUAUUAAAUCAAUCUGGAAACGCACAAGUAUGAAACUGUUGGACCAGGUCAUCCCGCCGAUUGGAGAUGAUGAGGUGACCGUGGGGAAAUUCUACUCCACCUUCCUCCUCCAGGAUCAUUUACGCAAGUUUUUGAAGCGUCAGGAGGAGUACUAUGGCUACCGGCCCUCUAAGAAGAGCGCCUCGGGCCCUGAGAUCCAGGCGGGCCUAAGGAGUAUUGAUGAUGAGGUCGCUCCAGAGAUGCACAGGGCAAUUUCUGGAGACUUGCAGAAUGAGGAUGAAAUGGAAAAAGCUAUGGAGGAUUCUGGAGAAGAAGGCAUCUACCAGCGCACGCACGGCCUGUUUGGCCACCGGGUGGACUCUUCCUCUACUGAGCCUGUCGACGUCCAGUCCCAGCAGAUGACCAGCCAGCGGCCCCUCAUGUUCUCAGAGAGCCAGCCCGAGUCCCCACCGAACUCCGCUGCCUUCACGCCCAACACUGACUUUUUCCCCUCUACCGCACCCAAAAGCAACACUAACAACAACGCCUUUGCAGACUUCUCAUUCGACAGAGAAGGCAGUGCCGAUGAGUUUUACAACCUCAGUGAGGAUGCAGGUAACCUGCGCUCCUGGAACUUCAAAGUGAGAACAGACAAAACGCAGUUCCCUUAUGAGCCGAGCUAUGGUGACAGUCAGAGUGAGAGCUCCAGCACGGCAGCUGACCGGCUGGUUCAGGAGGCGCUUGUAGAGGGCGGUCUGGCCUCGCUGGCCAAAGACCCUCGCUUCGUCUCUGUGACUAAGGAGGAGAUGGCCGACGCCAUGCACACAACUGUGGACGAGCUGGAGAGUGUGGCUGCGGGCGUCCUCGGCGAACGGGCCCGCGGCGUCCCCUCCGCCAAAAAGAGACGUCCCAUGCCGGCCCCUCCUCCCGCCGCGCUGACGGGGCCACGGCCAGAUCCCGCCGCGAGGAGAAAGAGACGUCCCAUCCCCCUGAUCCCCUCCGUGCAGGAGGCCCACUCCGAGGUCUAGAAGACCCUCCCCUGGAGUUAGUGUGGUUAUCUUGUGAUUGUUCCACCUGCAGGUAGCCCGACCUCACCUCACUUUGUUUCCCUUGUAACAGUCUGUUUGUAGCCUGAAGGCAGGUCGGCUCAGGCUUCAUGUACCGUUAAGUGAUUUGAAACUUAACAAAGGAGAAACAAUAUCUCUGAUGAUGAGACACCUUCAUUUUUCAGAUUUCAUAGAAAGCACUGUAAUAAAAAUACCAACUUAUCUCAGAGCAAACAGAUUGCAGCGCUUCUUUCUUUGUAACGUUUGUUCAAGUUAUCCAUUCCUCAUGAGCUAUGGGACAACCACGCGAGUGAGCUGAGUGGACUCACCGAAGGCCAAAACAACCCACUGGACAAAAAGGGAGCGGGCAGCCGACUCAGUCCAGGCCCAGAGGGACACGCUUUUAAGCGGAGCGCGGUGCUGCAAAGACAACGGCGUCCCGAUGGCUCAGCGCCGCCCUCUGGUCACUUAGGACUUUCUGUGUGUUAAAAGGGACGUUCACUGAAUCUUCUCCUGCUCACCGAUAAUCUUAAUGUGCAGUCGGUAUCAGCAGGUUUUUUUGAGGUUUAUUUUUUAUGAACAUAAAGGUACAUUGAAUCUCCAGAAUAAUUGUCCGAAGAGUUUGCAUUGUUAAAGUGUUUGUUUUAAAGCGAUGCUGAAGACAAAGCAGUGCAUGUGAUUUUUUUUCUUCUUUUUUUUU